GUUUAGUUUUACACUUUUUAGCAACAAUUUCCGUAAUAAAAAAUUUUCUGUGUUCAAAAAAAAAAAUCAAAAAUGGACUCUACCCACGUUUCUAAGCCUACAUGCCAGCUUAACUUUACAGAACCGGCUUCCCAACAACGUUUGACUACUAUUAUAGCCACAAUAUCCCAAGCCUCCCAAAAUUUGGAGAUACUAAAGAAAAUGAUAUAUGCAGGAAUGAGAAUAGCUCGCUUGAACUGUUCCCAGGAUAGCCAAGAGUCGCAUGCGAAAACCAUCAACUUGCUAAGAGAGGCAUGCGAUCAAUGCUCCCAACAGCUGGGAUACACCAUUCAAAUUGCCUUAGCAUUGGAAACUAAAGGCCGGGAAAUACGAACUGGCUUCCUAGCUGCGGGGCCCAAUACGGAAAUCGAAUUAAAAGCAAAUGACAGUAUACGCCUGACCACAAAUUCCUAUAUGAUAGACAAGGGCAACAAAGACUCCAUCUAUGUGGACUACGAGAAUAUACUCGAUAUUCUGUUGCCUGGGAACGUGGUCUUUAUUAAUGAUGGGGCUUUGAAACUGGAAGUAAAGAAAUUGGGAGCUAAUUACCUAACAUGUCAUGUGUUGCAAGGGGGCAUGCUGGGUUCCCACCAAAAGGUUAUUCUUGCAGGUGUCAAAGUCGAUUUGCCUGUAGUUUCAGAAAAAGAUCUCAGUGAUAUAAAAUUCGCUGUGGCACACAAUGUAGACAUGGUGUUUGCUUCCUCAAUGCGUAAUGUCGAGAAUGUGCAGGAAAUACGUUCCCUAUUGGGUGAGAGGGCUAAAGACAUAAAACUCCUGGCCAAAUGUGACAGUCUAGAGGGUCUGGAAAAUAUCGAAGAUUUAGCCUCAGCAGCAGAUGGAAUUUUAUUGGAUCGCAUUGAUAUUGGCAUGGAGAUACCUGCAGCAAAAAUAUUUUUAGCCCAAAAGGCCAUUGCCACAUUAUGCAAUCGCUUAGGCAAACCUUUUGUUAUAGCUUCCCAACUAUUGGCCUCAAUGCGUCAUAAAUCCCAGCCCUCAAGAACAGAGGUUGCCGAUUUAGGCAAUGCCAUACUAGAUGGAGUCGAUUGUGUUGUGCUAUCAGCAGAAACGGCAGUUGGUAAAUAUCCAGUGGAAUGUGUUGCGGCAAUGGAUGGAAUUAUACGUGAAUUUGAAAUGGCUUUGCCCUAUACGAAAGGAAGAAGUAGUGAAGUUUUGUUAAAGAGUCCUGCCAUUAUUGAUGCUGUCCAUACCUUAAGCAUAAGUGCGGUGGAGGCUGCAAAAACCACCAUGGCCACAGCAAUUGUGGUUUUAACCACUUCCGGCAGAUCGGCUUACUUGUUGGCACAUUAUCGUCCUAGUUGUCCCAUAUUGGCAGUGACGCGAUGUUCUCGCACCUUUAGACAGUGCUAUUUACAUAGAGGAGUGAUACCAGUACUUUACAAAGACAAACCAAAUACUAAUUGGAUGGAAAAUGUGGAUGCCCGUAUACAAUAUGCUUUGAAUAUAGGAAAGAGCAUGCAAAUUAUUAAUACAGGUGAUACGGUGUUGAUAAUGUCACCUUGGAAGGAAGGAGCAGGUUUUGCCAAUAAUUUAAGGGCGGUUUAUGCUUUCUUCGAAGAAGAUAAAAUGGACUAUAUGCUUAAAACCGAUGGGAUGUCUACAAACAAACGUUCACAUUCGCUAAAAAGAUAAAUAUAAGAGUUCAUAGAGCAAGGUUUAUACUUUACCUCUCCUGGAAAGAUAAAGAAUAUCAACACAAAAAAUUUUAUUUUCCCCAUAAGGCUUAACAAAAAAACUUUGAAAUUUUUCUAGUUUUAUAAAUUUGUAAAUAAAAUUUUAUUUGAGUUUAAUAUUUUUUUUUUAA
This is a messenger RNA of Stomoxys calcitrans (stable fly), 1861 nucleotides long. Its product is annotated as pyruvate kinase-like. The record is from RefSeq and is a predicted model, not a curated record. Gene Ontology annotation, cellular component: cytoplasm. Bases 73 to 1689 code for a protein of 538 amino acids. Lineage: Eukaryota; Metazoa; Arthropoda; Insecta; Diptera; Muscidae. Gene Ontology annotation, biological process: glycolytic process. The transcript has 2 exons. Gene Ontology annotation, molecular function: magnesium ion binding; pyruvate kinase activity; potassium ion binding.